CCACACAACGGAGCGGAGACGCCGCCGUCGCCCACGCCGGACGUGACGUCAUGGCGCGCCCGCAGGGGUGGAACACCUGAGAGGCGCAGGGUUUAGCGCUAGCAUUUGGGGGCGGGGCCACGAAGAAGGCGACCAAUGAGAUGAGAAAGGGGAAUGGGGGCGGAGCCAGGCCCUGGACUUCCGUUCUCGGCCGCCUUCCAGAGCUGCCUAGCAACGCCAAGCUGGCGCGGGAUUUUCCUCCGGUUCUGGUCGAGGCUGAGGUUCCGGCUGCGGUUUGCCCGCCGCUGCGCUUUCAGGCUUGAAGAGGUAGCUCCCCACGCUCGCCCAGCCUGGAAGCGCAACCAAGACGCACGUGUGUGUGUUUUUAAAUCCUCACCCGAGGAUAUAUUUAAUGGUUUCUGCCUCUCUCAGGCGCCCAGACCAGGGUUGGAACCCGCAAUCUCUUGGUGCACAGGACGCCAUCCAACCAGCCUAGCCUCCGGGCGAGGGCACAUGUCCCCUCUUUAUUGGUCGCCCAGGCGCCGCCCCGACACUGGCCCGCAGGAGUCUUUGAAGUGGAAGCGGAGGCUCCCAGGCCGCUUCCUACCGACGCUCCAGGAGCCGCGGGGCGGGGCGAUGAGAUCUCGCGAGAUUCUCGCGCCGCCAGCGCCGGCGACCAGCAUGGCGGACACCCUGCCGCCGCCGAAGCGGGGGCCCCUCCGCUCCACGUGGGCGCGAUGCCGCAAGGCCCGGCCCCAGCUCAUCCUCAGCCGCCGGCCCCGCCGCCGGCUCCGGCUCCUGCGCUGGGGCGGCCGGCGGCUCCUGCGGCGGCGGCUGCUGCAAGCCCAGGCGGCCGGCGCGGACUGGCGGGAGGGCUGCGGGCCGGUGUCGCGCUCGGCGGCUGCCCCGAGGCCCAAGACCGCGGUGCCCAGCCCGGUCCCUCAACCGGCCCCCAGCCCGACCCCCAGCCGGGCUUCCAGCCCGGCCUCGGACGAGGACGCCGCCCCGCGUGGCCCCGCGAAGCUCGCCAUCCCGCCGCUGCGGCCGGCCGGCGCGGGCCGCGCGUUGCUGCUGCUGCCGCGGGAGCAGGUCUUUACCUUUAGCGGGACCUGUCGCGUGACCUGCCUUUACGGCCAGGUGCAGGUGUUUGGCUUUACCAUUGGCCAAGGCCAGCCUUCCCAGGACGUCUUCUCCACCUACACCCACUCUCGCCUGGCGCUCAGCGCUGUCCAUUACUCGGCGCCUGAGAAAAGCAAGAAGGAGAUGAAGAGAGAAGCCCGGGCUUUGCUCAGAGCGCAUCUGAACCGGGAUGACAGGUGCUGGGUGAUGAAGAACUUCUCUCCGCUCUGCUCCGUGGUGCUGCUGGAAACCCUGAAAAACUCCGCCGUGCGCUUCAUAACCAGCCACCCGGGCUUGUCCUACGUCUUCGAACAAGAGAGGACAACUUUCCAGAUUAACGCCGAGUAUUUCGCCAUGAGGUCGGUGGGCAUUAAGAAAGAGAAGAAGAAAAACGGCCUGCAGCUAACCGAGAGUGUCCUUUCGGCGCUGGAGGAGCUGGUCAGCGUCGCCUGCGAGGAAGCGGACGGCUGCCCCAUCAUCCUGGUCUGUGGCGCUCAGGACGUCGGAAAGUCCACCUUUAACCGGUACCUGAUGAACCAGCUGCUGAACAGUAUUUCCUGCGUUGACUAUUUGGAAUGUGACCUGGGGCAGACAGAAUUUACUCCUCCGGGAUGUAUUUCUCUACUUAAUAUCACAGAACCGCUUCUGGGACCACCGUUCACCCACCAGAGGACACCACAGAAAAUGGUGUAUUUUGGGAGAUCUACUUGUAAAGACAACUAUGAGAAUUACAUCGAGAUCAUCAAGUAUGUGUUCAGCUCCUACAGGAGAGAGUCCCCUCUCAUCAUCAACACGAUGGGCUGGGUGACAGACCAGGGCCUCUUGCUCCUCGUCGAUCUGAUCCGCUUGCUGUGCCCCAGCCACGUGGUUCAGUUCAGUUCCAGCCGGAGCAGAUUCAUGCCGAAACUCACCCCCAGCUACAUCGACGACAUGGAUGGCUUGUACACCAAGAGCAAGGCCAAGGUCAGAGACCGAGGCUUCUACCUGCCAGAGUUCGCAGACAGUUUGGAAUUUGGUGACGAAGAAAAGGAGAGUCCGGCGGCCUUUUCUGGACAUAAGCUGAUGUGCGUCCGGUCGGACUUUGCGUUUAGAAAAACGCCAAGAAAUCGAGAGUCGCAUAACAGAGUCCUUCGGGACCUGGCCUUGUUGGGGUACCUGGGCCAGCUGCACCCCCCCGCGCCGAAACCGCUUCACCCGCUGCACAGCCUGACCCCCUACCAGGUCCCUUUCAGUGCCGUCGCCCUCCGUGUCAUUCACUCCGAUGUCGCCCCCACCCACGUCCUGUACGCGGUGAACGCCAGCUGGGUCGGCCUCUGCAAGAUCCUGGAUGAGGUGGGAGGAUUCACCGAGGGGCCCGUCCUGCUCACGCAGACUCCCAUCUGCGAUUGCCUGGGCUUCGGGAUCUGCAGAGGGAUCGACAUGGAGAAGCGGCUCUACCACAUCCUCACGCCUGUGCCCCCGGAAGAACUGAGAAAUGUGAACUGUCUGCUGGUCGGAGCCAUCUCCAUUCCCCAUUGUGUCCUCAAGAGCCAGCAUGGGUUCGAGGGGACGAUUCCUUACGUCACAACAGAUUACGAUAUUAAACUUCCUGGAGCGACAGGGAAAAUCGGAGCCAGAGAAGCCGAGGAGACGUAUGUAAGGAGACAACACCCAAAAGCGAGGUUCCAUCGGAAGGCACACUGACGUUUCUACCCAGUGAGGCAGCUGCCUCUGUCUCCGCCUGACGCAGCGGACGGUGGGUCCGUGCUGCGAACGUGCCCUCAGGAGCAGUGUCCUCAGCUCGUGGGAGCCGGUCCGCUUCAGUCCGUCCUUAAGCUCCGCGACCGCGCGCCUCGCCUGCCGUGUGGUCCGUCAGACACGACGCUUUACUUUCUAAAGGAGGCAGCUGCAGGGAAACGUGCGCCAUCGAACAAAGUUCUUCAGAACCUCAUUGUUGGAAUCUGGGAACAAUAGGGAGACAAGGGCCCCAAAAGAUGGACCAAGGAGGAAGGCAGGCUGGCCAGCGGGAUCCGAGCGUCACUGGAAAUGGGGACGCGCCUCGGCCCUUGCCCACCUGUGAUGGCCGGCCGGCCGGGGCCAAGGCCCCGCUGGUGGGUCGUUCCAUCCCCUGGUCACGUGAUUCCCGUCCUCUUCCGUUCCUCUGGGACCAGCCGUAAAGAUCGGGUUUCAUUUCCAAAGGUAAUCAAGGUUUAGCAGAUGGAGGUUUGGGCUCGAGAAGCCUUCUCUGUGUUUUUAAUCCACUGGUUUUAUGCCGAAGGAAAGCUGCUCUCCCAUCCAGGCGCCUCUGGGUUUUGCCCUGAUUGGCUUCUCCUCCGAGACCGAGCCUGGGCAGAGCUCUGGGAGACCAGGCCUGGAGGGCAGCUCCGAGGAGGCCCGUUCCUGCCAUGGGCGGCCGGACCUGAACGUGAACAUGCGGCAGCUCUGGGCUGUGAGCGCCCGUCCUGAGGGCGGGAGCCGGUGCCGGGACCGUUCUCCUCUCCUCCCUGGUGCUCAGAGUCCUCACCCCCUGAGGUGGGGUUUUGGAGGCAGAGAGGAGCCGUCUGAGGAGAGCGGGACACGGAACUUACUGUGAACGUCCGCUUCCUGAGGAGCGUGUGGAAGGAGGUCCCAGGACUCGCAGGGUUUAGCACCUUCUCCGUUUAAAUUGCUGGUGAUCGCUGCCUUGAAGCUCUCGGACCCUCCGAGAGCUCAUUCUCCCAGGAGCCCUGGCCCUCCGGGUGAAUUUAGGAUUCUGGAGACAUUUGAGGUCUCACUUCUUCAUUGCCUUUAUUUAUAUUGAAGUUUACCGUGUACGCAUUUUUCUAUUUUGACUUUGCAAGUAAUUGUGAGACAAUCCA
Pipistrellus kuhlii (Kuhl's pipistrelle) is the source of this 3935-nucleotide messenger RNA. It is a transcript of the gene NOL9, whose product is annotated as nucleolar protein 9. The record is from RefSeq and is a predicted model, not a curated record. Gene Ontology annotation, cellular component: nucleus. Gene Ontology annotation, molecular function: polynucleotide 5'-hydroxyl-kinase activity. Lineage: Eukaryota; Metazoa; Chordata; Mammalia; Chiroptera; Vespertilionidae. The transcript is spliced from 12 exons. The coding region runs from base 154 to 2781 and encodes 875 amino acids. Gene Ontology annotation, biological process: cleavage in ITS2 between 5.8S rRNA and LSU-rRNA of tricistronic rRNA transcript (SSU-rRNA, 5.8S rRNA, LSU-rRNA).